This is a messenger RNA of Endocarpon pusillum Z07020, 1845 nucleotides long. RefSeq lists its product as uncharacterized. The transcript has a single exon. Lineage: Eukaryota; Fungi; Ascomycota; Eurotiomycetes; Verrucariales; Verrucariaceae. The record is from RefSeq and is a predicted model, not a curated record. The coding region runs from base 1 to 1845 and encodes 614 amino acids.
AUGCCAAUCACACGUCAAAAAGCUGCUUCUGAAGCUGCAUUUGCAUAUUCUCCAUUGGAUCCAGCGCUUACAAGUGGUUUCCGCAUUGUCACUCUCUUGCCCGGCGAUCGCUACAGUCCACUAUCAUGCACACUUUCCCAGGAGGAUUGGCGAGAUCCUGUGGGCCCCUACGAGGCAGUCUCCUACUUCUGGGGUGACCCCCGGCGCACCAAAGAUCUUUACAUCAAUGGCAAACAUUUCCUGGUCACUUCGAAUUUGGGUUCGGCCUUGCGACAUCUUCGCCAGGACGGCCGUGGCCAGCACCGACGUCUUUGGGUUGAUGCAGUCUGUAUCAACCAGGCAGAUAAUCAGGAGCGAAGUCAACAAGUCCGUCGGAUGUCAAACGUCUACAAUAAUGCCAAGCAAGUGAUUGUCUGGUUGGGCGAUGCUAACUCAGAGAGCAAUAAAGCUCUGACUUUCAUCAAUACGACCUUGCGUCCUUGCUUUGAAUCGGUUGGUUUCUCAUGUACAGAUGAGCAGGCCAAUGUUGUCUCUAGAUUCUGGGAAGAAUGGGAUGAGGGCAAGGACGAGGAGUGCUGGGGUGCAAUUGACCACCUGAUCACCCAGAAACAUGCCAGGAAUUGGGCGAGUGUGGCUCAAUUGCUAUGUCGGCCCUGGUGGAGCCGAGCAUGGACGGUACAGGAGCUCCUCAGCGCGCAAAGGGCCACCGUUUUGUGCGGAGGAAUGUCAUUGCCCUGGCCGCUCCUUGAUAUGACAAUACAAAUGAUGUUGCGGAACACCAAGAUCGAGGAGCUGUACGCUAAGAAGAAGCUGGAUAUCUUCCAUAAUGCGGUCGAGGACGCCUACGGAUUCGCAUACGAGCGCAGUCAUAGGAUCUUAGACGAAACUGAUGCCCUGGACUUUGUCAUGCUUAUGCAGGUCACCCGGUAUCGAGACUGUCAAGAUCCACGGGAUAAAGUAUUCUCUGUUCUGUCUUUGUUAUCCGUGGACUUCCAGGCAUCCUUUUAUCCUGACUAUCUACAGCCAGUCCCAAAGGUUUACGCAAGUGCAGUAAGAUCCUACGUCCAGCAUUCGGGUAAUCUCCAUACGCUUUCUUCAUGUUGCUUGUCAAUGCAUGCCAGCGUUCCCGGGCUCCCUUCCUGGGUACCGGAUUGGGGACUACCAUUCGAAAUGUCAUACAUUGGAGGUUAUUCUGCAAAAGAUACCGACUACAAUUUUCGUGCAUCUGGCGAUUUGUCUGCCUUAGCAUCGUUCUCCGAAGAUUUGCAGUUUCUUACUGUUUCCGGUUGGAAUAUUGAUACUGUCAAUAACAAUAGGUUGCAGAGAGACGCCGAGGAUUUCGAAUACUCAUACGACAAAGAGUCGGGCUAUGAACCUUGGUGCUCUUGGGAUAUUCACAAAAUCGUCGCCGAGUUGGAGAAAUCGGGAAAGGCAGUCCUUACACGCAAGCGCGAAAGUUUGCUCAAGGCAGUGUUCUACGCCUUGAUCGUCGACCGAGAUCCAAUCCGAGGCAAGAGAAGGCAGAACUUGAGACUGAUCAAGCAGCAUGGGAAGAUGUGGCCUGACUGCCUGGACGACUAUCUUGCCCACGUUCGGUUAUGGACACAGGAGAGAUCGCUUGUUUCCUCCACGGGUGGAUACAUUGGGCUCGCUCCCUCUUGCACCCUGCCCGGAGACAAGAUCUGCGUGCUCUAUGGCUUUCAUGCGCCUGUCAUACUGCGUCCUGGCACUGACGGAUCCUACACCUUCGUUGGAGACGCUUAUGUCCAUGCCUUGAUGGAUGGAGAGGUCGUAGCUUCUGCAAAUAAGACGAAAUUCAAAGAGGAACAAUUCGUGAUUCGAUGA